This is a messenger RNA of Austrofundulus limnaeus, 387 nucleotides long. Its product is annotated as cell wall protein DAN4. Lineage: Eukaryota; Metazoa; Chordata; Actinopteri; Cyprinodontiformes; Rivulidae. Bases 13 to 324 code for a protein of 103 amino acids. The record is from RefSeq and is a predicted model, not a curated record. The transcript is spliced from 3 exons.
AUAAUUGAAACCAUGCUGAAGGUUGCAUUUCUUCUAGGAUGCCUCCUGAGCCUCGUUGUGGCUCAAUCUAUGAAGGAGGACCAGCAGGUAGCCCAGCGAGUUGAUCGCUCUAGCUCUCGUGAGUUCCGCUGGUACCCCAACAGGUUCAACCCAUAUACGCAGAUCCUUUGGAACCUCCUCAUUCAACGACUUACUAGUACAACAGCUACAACCACAACUACCACUCCAACUACAACCACRACURCACCUACKACUACAACUACCACUCCAACUACAACCACAACUACACCAACAACUACAUCAACUACUAAAGCUACUACUUAACCAUGAAGUAAAAUCUGAAGCACUUCCAAAAAUCUUGACUUUGUUUAUGUACUAAAUAAAUAA